UGACGUUCCCCCAGCAAUACCAAGCCGCCAUUGUACAAGUAUUUACACAGCUACAGCUUUCAGUUGUAUAGCCGGGUAGAAAAUAUAUUCCGAAGAUCGACAGUUGAAUCGUCUAUAAGGCGAUAAAUAUUCGCAAUGGCGCGAAGUCGAAAAGACAGCACGGGCAAGAGCGAUUCUGAAGCCACGGACAAGGAUAACAAGCGUGAAAAAAAUCGCGAGAAAGAUCGAAAAAAACGAGCAGCAUCAACUUCGAGCAGUGGUAGUAGCUCGUCGGACAGCAGCUCUGCAUCAUCAAGUUCCAGUAGCGGCAGCAGCUCCAGAUCAAGCUCUUCUUCGAGUAGCUCAUCCAGCAGUUCUGGCAGCUCUUCUGGAAGCUCUCGAGACAGAGGACGCAAACGUAGUCGGAGUAAAAGUGCCGAUGGGACCAGAAGGCAUGAUACUAAGGAAAAAGAAAGAGAUAAAGAGCGGGAAAGAGAGCGGGAAAAGGAUCGUGACAAGGAUAAGAAAAAAAGCAGCAAUGCUUCUGCUGAUAAACCCAAACCCAAGGGACGUUCCAGGUCACCUACUCCGAAAAGGAAGCGCAGGGAGCGAUCUCCCAUACCUAGGCCAACAAAGAUUCACAUUGGUCAUUUGACACGUAAUGUGACCAAGGAACAUAUCGUAGAAAUAUUUUCAACUUAUGGACAAAUUAAGAUGGUAGAUUUCUCAGUGGACAAACUCCAUCCCAAUCACGGGCGUGGAUUUGCAUAUGUUGAAUUCGAAACGGCGGAUGAGGCAGAAAAUGCAAUGAAACACAUGGAUGGAGGUCAAAUCGACGGUCAAGAAAUCACAGCUGCGCCGGUUCUUUUACCAAAACCAAGACCUCCACCGAUGCGACGAAUGUCGCCAGUGAUGGGACGAAGAGCACCAUUACGAUGGGGCGGUGGAGGUGGUGGUGGGGGUAGGAAUUCGCCGCCACGGUAUCGCAGACGUUCACCUCCCAUGAAUCGUCGGCGAAGUAUACGUCCGCCGAGGCGCAGGCCUCGAACCCGAUCGCGCAGUCCCCCAGACAAUGCGCGACGUCGUCAUCGUCGUUACACUCGAUCGAGUUCAAGUAGUUCUCGAUAAAGAGUGAAAACCAAGAAAGACGACCGUUAAAAAAAAGCAAAAUCACUUUUCAACGAUAGUUCCACGCGGUAUGGCCGAGGAAAAAAAUAAGAUGAGCGAAUACGAAAACACGCGUGUCUCAUUACGUUGAAAAGAGACAUUCAAACUGAUUUCGUUAAUUUUGCUCAGUAUUCUCUAAAAGUGAUUUCCAAUAUUUACACCGGCAUCAAUUGACCUGUACAAAGGCGAAUGAUUGAUUAGAUGGUAAUAUUGUACGAAAAUAAUCAUUGGAAAAUACACGUGUGACGAAGAUUUGAUUUUUUUUCUAUCGAAUCCAUGAACAAGUGACAAACCGUGAUUCAAACAAAUGGAGCUCUAAGGGAGAUCAAGUUUACAAAGUGCUUUGUAAGAAUGAUGAAAUGGAAAAUGUUUUUUUUUAAGUAACGGGAAUCGCCUUUUGGGCGAAUAUGAGUACGGCUAAUUGUAAGCUAGAUAAUAGCAAAUUUCAUAUGUACCAUUAUCGUAUCGUUUGGUUGAUGAUUUAGGCGCACAAGCGAUUUUUCUUUUUCGAUCAACAAAUCAAGAAUAAUUUUAUCCCUUUGUCCCUCACGUAUGAUCUUAUGUAGUGUUAAAAUGUGACUGUGUCAACCACAAAUUUGCAACUUUUUCAAAACAUGUAUGUGCACACGAAUGAUCUCGUGAUCAUGUCUUGUAAUGAACAAGAGUUAUAAUGGCGAUGAAAAAUUCAAUGUCUAGAAAAAAAGACUGUAAUUUCUAUGACGUCUUAAAUAAAUAAAAAAAUUCCCAAUGAUUCAGAAAAUAAAGUAAAAUGACGACAA
Messenger RNA from Venturia canescens, 1925 nucleotides. It is a transcript of the gene RnpS1, whose product is annotated as RNA-binding protein S1. Gene Ontology annotation, biological process: mRNA splicing, via spliceosome. NCBI's taxonomy places the organism in Eukaryota, Metazoa, Arthropoda, Insecta, Hymenoptera, Ichneumonidae. Gene Ontology annotation, cellular component: ASAP complex; cytoplasm; nucleoplasm. The transcript has 5 exons. The record is from RefSeq and is a predicted model, not a curated record. Bases 136 to 1107 code for a protein of 323 amino acids. Gene Ontology annotation, molecular function: RNA binding.